CUGUACCUGGCUGAGGUCGUUGGUGGGAGGUUGAUUCCCAGCAGAAUGGUGGUGGUCAGGUUUUUGGAAUGUGAGGCUAAUCUUCAGGGGAUCAUAGGAAAAGUACAAGAUGCCACUGGAAGCUAUGACCCUAUGAUACUGACUGAUGCACAGGGUAAUGCUAUUUUGGAGUAUGAAGGAACAACCGGGUCACACUACUGGAAACAGAAUGCACGAAAGAUUCUUGCUGUGCAAGAACGGGAAUUCCAGGAGUUGCAGGGUAAAAAAAGGAGGCGACUGAGCCGAAAAGAUGACGAAGCCACAGGUAUUGGAGAGGUCACUGAGAAAUUAGAAGAGCUUGUGCUUGCAUCCCAGAACCUACCAGAUAUAACUGCAACAAUCAGAGAGCUCACCAACCUGGCUGCCACUCAGAGAGUCAUCCUAAAUCAAACACAGCUACAGACCAUCAAGCAAGGAUUCUGCUGUGUUGUUUGUAUGAAGUUCAUCGAGGAGCCAGUCUUCACACUGUGUUGUCGAAGUAUUAUUGGUUGCAAAACAUGUGUGGAACAGUGGCAGGAGACGUCUGUGCACUGUGCUAAAUGCAGAGAGAACACAGCAGGCAACAACAUACUUCAGGUUAAUGGUCUGUCAGAGGUAUUUUCUGUUCUAAGAUCCCUUUUUGAAGAGUAAGAUUUUGCACUUUAUACUCACAAAUAGGCAUGUUGUGUUUACCUUUGUUUUAUCAAUUCAAUGUGUCGGUCAGAGUUCUUGUACAAUUGAUGUUAAAUUGUUUUUGUUGAAAAUGUGACUACUGUUUUUAUAGACAUCGCUGCUUUACUGAUUUAAACAGUUGUUUAAAAACACCCAUUGCUCCCAAAUCAUCGCUCUUGUAAGUAAUUUACAUUCUGUAGUUCAAAUAGAGCAAAUGGUUUUCACACAUUGCGCUGAGUUAUUGUUAUGAGAUAGAGUAAUGCUUCUUUGUAUGGAGCAAAGUCAUUGUUGACUGCUCUAGAGAACAAGUUUGAAAUGUCUGAAUAUUUCUCUGCAAACUGAUUCUCGACUGCAAGUUUGUCCUGUUCAGUUAAAAAUGGAUCAACUCCAAAGGUAGAAUGGGUUGUCAGUGAAGAUCCCAGCUGUUCUUAGUAAAGGUCUGCUGCUUCAACUGAAUGAGGCAACAUAUCCUGUGCUAUUUUUUUUGGACAACCACUGGCAGCCA
Messenger RNA from Etheostoma cragini (Arkansas darter), 1195 nucleotides. RefSeq lists its product as uncharacterized. The record is from RefSeq and is a predicted model, not a curated record. The coding region runs from base 46 to 669 and encodes 207 amino acids. The transcript is spliced from 4 exons. NCBI's taxonomy places the organism in Eukaryota, Metazoa, Chordata, Actinopteri, Perciformes, Percidae.